GGCAGCGUCGCAGAAGUGGCAAGCGGCGCCUGCGGACCAGGUUAGGCUUAGAACGCCGGAAGGAGGGAUGCGACAGCUCAAGAAGGCCGACGUGCAACAGAAGGAGUGGGAUGACGACCUGCAACCGCACCAGCGCGACAACACCAAGGAAAGCCAGAUUCUGAUGUGGAUAUGGAAUUGCCUCGAGAUGGUCAGCUGCCUCGACUACGAACAGUUUCUCAAAGACGGCGUCGCUCUCUGCAAGUUGAUGAACCACGUGCGACCGGGCUCGGUGAACAUGGAGGAAGUGAGCAGCGGAAACGACUUCCGCCAGAAGCGGCGGAACAUCGAGCUCUUCCUUCGAGCCGCCAAGGCGUACGGAGUCGAGGAACGCCUGCUCUUCCAACCCGAGGACCUGCUCUUCCUGCGACACGUACCCCGAGUCACCAGGUGCAUCUACGCCCUGGGAAAGCUGGUGGACCAGGACUCUGGCUACUCGGGUCCCAAGCUGGGUGAGGAGCCCUACGACCCCGUGAACGUGGCGGCGGGAAGACGCCGCGGCGGCAUGCCCAUCGGGGAUGACAUCUACGUGGCACACGUCAAUGUUCGGGACGUCAUCCGCCGGCUGCCCUCAGUCACCGAAGGAGAAGACGUCAUAUCCGUCGGGUGAUGCACGGAAGCAGCGUGACGCUUCAACCCAGUGAAACCUGAGCCACCUGCGAAGAACGUGUUCCAACGUGAGGACAGAAAUCGGAGUGCAGGGAGGUAUCCACUUGAUUGGCUCUUAAAGGUAGCUGGUCACAACUUCACCAAGUGCAGUGGUCAUAAACUCCGCCUCAGCGUAGUACCAUUCAAUUGGUUUCGGACAUUCACGUCUGCUACUUUCGAUGCGCACAUCUCAUUUCAGUAUGCGGCGAAAUUGUCAUUUUUCGUAUGCACUUUUCUGUCAGCAGGACAUAAGUGUUUAACGCAUUCCUGCUGUAAACAAUAUCGGCAAUAAAGCUUUAUUAAAAACAGAUUCUGGAGGAACCCAUUU
This is a messenger RNA of Rhipicephalus microplus (southern cattle tick), 1015 nucleotides long. Its product is annotated as myophilin. NCBI's taxonomy places the organism in Eukaryota, Metazoa, Arthropoda, Arachnida, Ixodida, Ixodidae. The record is from RefSeq and is a predicted model, not a curated record. Gene Ontology annotation, molecular function: actin filament binding. Gene Ontology annotation, cellular component: actin cytoskeleton. Gene Ontology annotation, biological process: actin filament organization.